AUGGAAGAAAGUAUUGUACAACCAGAUGUACUUUCAAAACGAUCAAAAUUUACUUAUAGUGUUGGUCAUGUUCUAAAUGAUGUAACUGCAGCAAUGUGGCUUUCAUAUUUUAUUGUAUUUUAUUAUCGUGUUAUGAAUUUUAUAAAUGCACCUGCUGGUUAUUUCUUCUUAAUUGGACAAAUAGUUGAUGCUGUAUCCACAAUAUUUGUUAGUUUAGCAUCGGAUCGUACACAAACUGGUUUAUUUCAUUAUGGAAAACGUAAAACUUGGCAUCUUAUUGGAGUUGUUUGUGUACUUAUUUCAUUUCCAUUUUGUUUUAAUUUAUGUAUUGGGUGUCAAAAUAGUAAAUUCUGGAUACAAUUUAUCUAUUAUGCAAUAUUCAUCACUAUUUUUCAAUUUGGUUGGGCAAGUUCACAAGUUGCACAUUUAGCAAUGAUCAAUGAAUUAACACAUAAAGAUGGUGAACGUGUUGCACUUAAUUCAUAUCGUUAUGCUUGGACUUUCCUAUCAAGUACAUCUUUAUAUGCAACUGCCAGUUUUUUUUUUAGGGGGUAA
Messenger RNA from Rotaria sp. Silwood2, 555 nucleotides. The record is from the annotation of a GenBank genome assembly. NCBI's taxonomy places the organism in Eukaryota, Metazoa, Rotifera, Eurotatoria, Philodinida, Philodinidae.